AUGGCAGCGAGUCGAAAGUCGCGGGCGACUGGUCCGCCGAGACCAUCAACUACUCUAGUUCUCGACAAUGGCGCCGACACUAUCAAAGCCGGAUUUGUGACCGGCGACAAAACCCACGCGCCGCGCGUUAUUCCAAACUGCCUUGCUCGAGACCGCCACCGAAAAACAUAUGUCGGGUCCGAGCUGGAGAAGUGCAGGGACUUUGGCGAGAUAGCUUUCCGCCGACCGGUCGAGAAGGGAUUCGUCGUGAGUUGGGAGGCUCAAAAAGAGAUAUGGGACCGCGAGUUCUUCGACGACAAGGCGCCCCAACGAUGCGACCCUUCCGAGACCCGCCUGGUUCUCACCGAGCAACCGAACGCUCUUCCGGCCCUGCAGACGCAUUGCGAUCAAAUGGUGUUUGAGGAAUUUGGUUUUGCCAGUUACUGCCGUGGCGUUGGCCCGGCCUUCAACGCGUACCAGGACAUUCAAGCGAUCUUUCACACGCCAAGGACACCAGAGACUCCGGUCGACAUUCCAGCCGAGGUCAUACUCGUGAUUGACUCCGGAUACUCCCACACCACUGUUACGCCGAUUGUGCAAGGCAGACCACUACACCAGGCCAUCCGGAGGUUAGACGUUGGGGGGCGGCUGAUGACCAACUACCUCACGCGCCUGCUCUCGGUCCGCCACUUCGACAUGCGGAACGAGACAUUCAUCGCCAAUGAGAUGAGGGAAUCCGUCUGCUAUGUCUCGUUAGAUUUCAAGGGCGAUCUCGAAAAGACAUGGAAGGGGACGCGCGGCGAACGGCGAGAUGAAUACCUGAGCGGUGCCGGAAUCGCGAAGGACUACGUCCUUCCAGAUUCACACACGACUUUCCAUGGCGUGGUCCGAGAUUAUGAGCCGGGCGUUUCCGCUCGCGCUCGCAAGGCGGCGGUGUCGACUGAGGAUAUCCUUACCCUGCGCAACGAGCGCUUCGUGGUCCCAGAGUUGCUGUUCAACCCUUCCGACAUUGGCAUGCGCCAGCCUGGGCUCGCAGACCUGGUCAUGCAAUCACUGUCGGCACUACCUAUCGGGCUGUGGCCCGGGCUGCUCGCAAACAUCGUGGUAGUAGGGGGCAACGCUAAGUUGGACAACUUCAUCCAACGACUACAGAUGGAACUGUUGGAACGCGUACCGGACGAGUGCGUUGUCCGAGUGGCCCGCCCUGAGGAUCCCAUCACCAGCACCUGGCUAGGAGCUGCCAAUUUCGCUCGACACGAGCAUGUUGAGCGAUUGACAGUGACCAAGCAAGAAUACGAGGAGCACGGAGCUGGGUGGGCUGCUCGAAAGUUUGCUGCCGGCCUUCCGGUUGAGACUUGA
Messenger RNA from Chaetomium fimeti, 1338 nucleotides. Its product is annotated as actin family. The coding region runs from base 1 to 1338 and encodes 445 amino acids. The transcript has 2 exons. Gene Ontology annotation, molecular function: nucleosome binding. The record is from RefSeq and is a predicted model, not a curated record. Gene Ontology annotation, cellular component: Swr1 complex. NCBI's taxonomy places the organism in Eukaryota, Fungi, Ascomycota, Sordariomycetes, Sordariales, Chaetomiaceae.